This is a messenger RNA of Lycium ferocissimum, 1016 nucleotides long. RefSeq lists its product as uncharacterized. The record is from RefSeq and is a predicted model, not a curated record. Gene Ontology annotation, molecular function: antioxidant activity. The transcript is spliced from 4 exons. The coding region runs from base 1 to 747 and encodes 248 amino acids. NCBI's taxonomy places the organism in Eukaryota, Viridiplantae, Streptophyta, Magnoliopsida, Solanales, Solanaceae.
AUGGCUGAUUUGGAAAUUAAAGAUGGACAUGUUUAUAAGGGAAUUGUAGCUUCAAUGCCAGAUGAGCCUAGAGCAUGUGGCUGUGUCCAGGCAACCCCAAUAGUUGAGAAUGUUGCUCCUUAUUCUUCCAUAGAGAAUAUCUCAGUUCAGGUACUAACACCAGAGUACAAGAUCGGAAUGGAGCGUCUGGUGAAAACAAAGACUCCGCCGCUGAAGGCUUCAAAGCUCUGGCGUGAUAAACCAGCUGUGCUUCUAUGCAUUCGUCGCCCUGGGUGCAUCAUGUGCAGAGCUGAAGCCCACCAACUCUAUGCAAGGAAACCAAUAUUUGACGCGUUGGGGGUUCAGUUAUUUGCUGUUCUUCAUGAGCAAAUAGAAUCGGAGGUAAAGGAUUUCUGGCCUCGAUAUUGGGGUGGUGUAGUCGUCUUUGACAAAAGCAUGAAAUUUUAUAAAGCUCUGGGAGGAGGAAAUCUGCUAAAAGACAAGUUCAUAUCAGGCUUUCUAUUUAAUCCUCGAGCUAUUUCAAAUUAUAGGCGAGCAAAAUCUAUGGGGGUGAAUCAAAACUUCAGGGGUGAAGGUGAAACAAAAGGAGGACUCUUCAUUGUUGGCAAAGGAAAAAGCGGAAUUGCUUAUCAAUUUAUUGAAAGGAAUUUUGGAGACUGGGCACCCCUUACUGAAAUUUUUGAAAUCUGUCGCCGCUUACAGGAAAGUCAGUUAGAGUCGAUCACAUCGAUACAACAACAGGAUUAGCUAUGGUCCAUUGGUCAAUGCUUCUAUGGAACAAGCCUGGCUAUUGAACCUCAAGCUAAAAAGAAGCUGUCUCUUCCAGACUUUAGAUUUAAUGUUUCAUUACCACAGUCCGCAGCUGCUUCAUUGUAGGAAUAAUUAUUUCAUUAAAUUUCCUUGACAUUGCUGGAAUGUAAUUCUGUUAGAGUCUAUUGAGACAGGCUAUGUAUCUGUUUCAUUGGUAACUUACGAACACAUUGGGCAAUGUUUAUAACUUCAGCUCACAAAAUACA